Molecule: messenger RNA, 1332 nt
Organism: Suillus subaureus
Lineage: Eukaryota; Fungi; Basidiomycota; Agaricomycetes; Boletales; Suillaceae
Exons: 5
Coding region: 239-1207 (322 amino acids)
Source: RefSeq, a predicted model, not a curated record
AUGAACAGAUGCUCGCACGUCUUGUUAUAUAGCGAUAGGAAUUUUUUUACGUCCGACAAAGCCCGCUGGAAUCGGGGAUGCUAGCUUCACAUAGCUUCACUAGCUGAAUCAGGUGAACAAUACAGCAACCGAUUCGGCAACGAUUAUCUUAUUGAUAUCUGUAGACGCUUCAGGGAAGAGUCGUUCGCGUUAAAAAGGACGCGGAAUGCUGCCUCAGGACAAAUUGUAGCCCCUCAAGAUGGAAGGCGCUUCUAUGCACGAGGACUCCAUGAUGACGUUGGGCGACGUAACAGUUCGCACCGCGUCAGUCCCAACAGUAGACACUAGCUUCUACAACCUGUCUCCCGCACAAGCUGCGUUCUUCAAGACACAAACUGGUAUUGAUGAUGAUGAAGACUUGAAAAGGCAUAUCCUAGAAGUUCAGGCGAAAGCAUACAAGGUUGCGCCAUAUCCUUGUAUUCAUGUAUUCAACUUCCUUCGGUUAAACUUAUCAAAUUUUCCUGUGUAUGAACACAUCCUCCAGCUUGGUCGCGAGCGCCCCGAUGCAGUGUUACUCGACAUCGGUUGUUGUUUCGGUGUUGACGCCAGAAAGGCUGCGGCGGAUGGGUUCCCUGCCAAAAACGUUAUUGCGUCGGAUAUCGUCAGCGAGUUUCUUCAACUAAGCCACGAACUUUUCAAAACGACACCAGCUUCUUAUCCGGGAUGCCUCCUUCCUGGAGAUGUCUUCGAUCCAGAAUUUCUUUCUAUAGCAGCGCCGUCAGACGACAUCUCUCCGGCGCCAGCCAUUGAUUUGUCCUCGCUGAAAACCCUCAACUCCCUUCAUGGUCGCAUUAGCGCAAUAAACGCUAUUACAUUCUUCCACCUCUUCAACGAGGAGAAACAAUUGCACGUUGCCAGGGCUCUCGCGGGCCUUUUAUCUGCUCAGCCAGGUUCUGUAAUUUGCGGCUUUGACACCGGAUCUCGCGAAAAGGGCACCGUGACUGCCAAUUUAUCAGGUGCCGAGUAUCAGACGUUUUCUCAUUCUCCCGAGACUUGGUCAUCUAUGUGGGAUGGAGAGGUUUUUGAGAAGGGGACUGUCAAGGUAGAGACAGAGUUUAUGGAAAUUCCAGUUUUCGAUGUACGACACUUGAUGAUGAGGUGGUCAGUGACUGUAGAUAAGUAUAACAGCGGUCUCCAACCCCGAACGGCAAUAAAUUUGAUUUUUUAAAUUAAAAAAAAGUAUAACAACGGGACGCAUCCAAGGUGCGGGAGACAAUACUCGCCUCGACCUCUGUAACCCCUGCAUCUCCUUCCGAACCUAGUUGUACAAGAAGCCAACAUCGGGUGUCUAUG